CUCAAGCCCAUCGCCCUCAUGAUCAUCCUGGGAGACGCCAUCCACAACUUUGCUGACGGCCUGGCUAUCGGUGCAGCUUUCACGUCCAGCAACUCUGCAGGCGUCGCCACUUCUAUAGCUGUGUUCUGUCACGAGUUACCCCAUGAACUCGGUAGGUCUCGCCCACACAAAAAUCUAUACCCUAUGUUGCUGUUAUGUUCAAUUACAUGUAUUAUACACAAUUCACUUGUAGUGUCUUUUGUCUUUUAGUCAUUGCGAUUCUUUGACAUAUUCAGAUCUAAUUGAUAUAAAAAUCUCUAUAACAUCCUUGUAAAUUUUUAAAAUAUUUAUAAUCUCAAUACGGAAUAAGCUAAGUUUCUAGGUUCCGAGGUAGGGGGCAGACUGUUAUAAGUUAUUCCCAAAGGCGACACUUCUAUCAGUGUUGUCCUGUUUAUCCAUCACUCCACUGGAAUCUCCGUGCACUUAAUCCACGUCACUUGAAUGAUCUCUCCAGGUGACUUCGCCGUCCUGCUUCAGUCCGGUCUCAGCUUCAAGAAAGCUCUGCUCCUCAACCUGCUGUCAGCGCUAACCGCAUUCAUCGGCCUCUACGUCGGUCUGGUGGUGUCCACGAGCGACGAGGUCAGGAACUGGAUCUUCGCUGUCACCGCUGGGAUGUUCAUGUACAUAGCUCUCGUGGACUUGGUGAGUGAG
Molecule: messenger RNA, 690 nt
Organism: Lymnaea stagnalis (great pond snail)
Lineage: Eukaryota; Metazoa; Mollusca; Gastropoda; Lymnaeidae
Source: the annotation of a GenBank genome assembly